Messenger RNA from Daphnia pulicaria, 1787 nucleotides. Its product is annotated as 60 kDa lysophospholipase-like. Gene Ontology annotation, cellular component: nucleus; cytoplasm. The record is from RefSeq and is a predicted model, not a curated record. Bases 876 to 1250 code for a protein of 124 amino acids. Lineage: Eukaryota; Metazoa; Arthropoda; Branchiopoda; Diplostraca; Daphniidae. The transcript is spliced from 4 exons. Gene Ontology annotation, molecular function: protein binding. Gene Ontology annotation, biological process: regulation of barbed-end actin filament capping.
AUCGACCCUGAAGGGUAUUAUUGUAUUAUCGAUUGCGAUCUUAAAGUAAUUAUCUGCUGGUUUCGUGCAGAUUUUAAAAUUUUUUUGGUCUGUGCUCCUUGUUUAACUUGUUGAGACGAAGUAUCGAUACUGUACUAAAAUAAUCCCGAUGUCGAGUUGUCGUCUUGUCGAGCGCGGUUUUGAUCGAUCUGGAUUCAGGGGAGGUCGAUUUUUAAAAAUGUUUAUCGAUAUCUAAGCCAGUGUCGUUUGCUUUCGUUUUGUACAAGAGUGAUACUAAGUGAAUUUUACGUACACGCCCAAUGUAACUACAGUUUUAUUUUAUGGCACGUAUUUUAAAGAUUGACAGUGAUAGUCUCAAGACACAAAUUUUCCAACAUUUCAAACUAUUUAUUUGUCGUUUUGAGUGCCAGUGUUGGGCUUCAAUUUAUCCCUGGUUCUUUUUCGUUAACUUCUUAUUUCACCAGUUUCCUCGUCACAUUUUUCUGGAAGACUGCGCUCUACCGCUUUCACUGCAUUUGUGUUUCAGCAGUGAGUCGAUGCCCAUAUGUGAACUGCUAAAACUACUCCGUUUUUGAAAAAAGCAAAAAGCGUUCAAUUUUCUAGUAGAAUACAGAUCUGUUUUUAGACCGGUGACGAUCGAUCGGUUUCUCGUCCAUUCCGUUUUGAAUCGAAAUGUUUGCUUGCUUAGACUCUUUCCCAGUAUCACCAUUCAAACUGUUGGCGUCCUUCUUCAUCCGCCAAUCGAGGGCAUUGUCAUGCAGACAUACGGAUCGGGCAACGUCCCUUCUAAUCGUCUAGAUCUCAUCGAUGAACUGCGGAGAGCUACCCAAAAUCCUUGCUAACCGCGAUCCUUGCACUUGUCUUCAAGUGAAGGAAUGGACCAACUCAAAGAUGUUCUCUUUCCUUCACUCAUUUGUUCCGCUGUCAAGACGGAAGAUUUAUCGAAACUCGAAUCGUUGGAAAAGUACGGUGCUAAUUUGUCUGCUUCUGACAGUGAUGGUAGAACUCCACUUCAUGUGGCGGCUGGUGAAGGCCGAUUGUCCGCUUGGCCGGUUGUAGAGUUCCUGCUGGGCAGAGGAGCAUCCGAUUCCGUCCAUUCGAGGGAUCGAAUAGAAAACACGCCAUUAAUGUCGGACGUAUCGGGUGAUCACCAGGAAGUUAUAUCCGUUUUGGUUCAGUACGGUGCUCAGUGCUCACUUGACGAAUGGACCUCACACGAUUGGCGAAAAGCUGUGCAGUUCCGCCGUUAAAGGAAACGUCAAAAGGCUCACCUCGUUGAUGAAAGCUGGAGCUGAUCUGAAUCAGCCGGAUGUCAGCAAUCGAACCGCCUUUCAUUUAGCCGUUCACCACAAGCAGGUACAUGCUUUAUUUUGCCCAUCCAGUGGUUCAAAUUGUUUAAUAGAAAUUUAUUUUAUUUAGGACUCGUGUGUAACGUUUCUGCUGAAGAAUAUUGAUUGUUAUUGAUCGAUAAGAAAGACGACUUUAGAGUUUAGACUCACGGCAGCAGACGUCGCUCGAAAAUUUAAACAUGAAAAUAUUCUUGAAAUGCUGACGAAUCGCCAAGAGAAAUUGUCUUUUUAAAAUACCUACAGUGUGUAGUACACAACUGCCAUACCGUUAUGCUUCCAAUAAACUUUGCAGUUAUCUAGGUUGGGCUUUUUAGUUUUUACUGCUCUUCGAAAAUUGCCUAUUUGGUGUUUGAAUGUUCGGGUUCGCGUUUUAGUGCUAGUCGACGCCAUUAUAAAAUAAUUUACAUGGAUGGAUGUAUAUUUAAUACCAGGGUUAAU